UGUGCGUGAAAAAAAUUAUGACCGACUUUGAGACUAUCUACAUACUUCUGAACGAAAUUGAAAACGAUUAUCCAGGUUUUGCUAUUGAAGAUUAUUUUGAGGAAAUUGGGAUAAGUCAGCAUGACUUUUUGAAUGGAUAUGGAGAUAAGAUUGUGAAAGACCAGAGGAUCAACACGCAGAAUACUAAGAAACUCUAUUGGGGUGGUAAUGAUGAUCAUGAUGUUGAUGGAGAAAAGAAACUUCGAGACGAUGUGAAACUCAUUGUAAAAUUUCAUCAGAAUCUCAAUAGGAAUCAGGAUGAAUGUGCAAGGGUUUCAGGAUACAGCAUAUUGGUGAUCAGUUUCCUUGUUGCUCUAGAUACUUGCUUCAAUAUAUUCUUGAUGUUAGAGGCGAAUAACCCUAAGAUGUUUAUGAACUAUGCUGCCGUCUGCAUUUGUACCAAUAUUCCUCUGCUACUCAACUAUUAUAUUGGUCAACAAAUUUCAAAUCAGAAUGAAAUAUUCCGCCAAUGCCUGACUGAGGUACCUUGGAUAGACAAACCUCAAUGGUUCAAGCAAAGUUUGCUCAUCAUGAUGACUCGGGCAAAUGUUGACACUCAGUUUAAACCAUACGGCGUUUUUGUUCUCAAUCUCACAUCCUACAAAGAUUUGAUGAAGGCUGCUUUUUCAUUUGGGAAUGUGCUAUACAGAAGGAAGCAGAUAGUGAACUAAUGGGAUGAUUUGAUUCGAAAUUGAAUUGAGGCUUAAAAAUCCAUCAUUCAAUAAAUACAAUUUCUUCGAUUAGCCCCAUGCAUCUUUGAUCUAAUAACACAAAUAUUGCUGUAAUAUUGUCG
Nilaparvata lugens (brown planthopper) is the source of this 832-nucleotide messenger RNA. RefSeq lists its product as uncharacterized. The transcript has 6 exons. Gene Ontology annotation, molecular function: odorant binding; olfactory receptor activity. Gene Ontology annotation, biological process: detection of chemical stimulus involved in sensory perception of smell; sensory perception of smell. The record is from RefSeq and is a predicted model, not a curated record. Gene Ontology annotation, cellular component: plasma membrane. NCBI's taxonomy places the organism in Eukaryota, Metazoa, Arthropoda, Insecta, Hemiptera, Delphacidae. The coding region runs from base 18 to 710 and encodes 230 amino acids.